Paramecium tetraurelia is the source of this 255-nucleotide messenger RNA. RefSeq lists its product as uncharacterized. Lineage: Eukaryota; Ciliophora; Oligohymenophorea; Peniculida; Parameciidae. The record is from RefSeq and is a predicted model, not a curated record. The transcript has a single exon.
AUGGGAGUUUGUCAGUCCUAAAAAAAUUCGUCGCAAUUGAAACGAAGCGGAGCCUAGUAGUUUAUUUUCAUUGACUUUGACAAAUUAAAGAAAUAUAAUGAGGAACGACAGAACCUUGACAAAAACAAUGGUCAAUAGCAAUCCUUCUGUUAGAUUAUUUGCUUGGAUAAUAAUAAUAAUAAUAAAAGCUCUAAUCCUCAAACCUAAACAUACAAUAAUGUUUAGACCUAAUAAAUUGAAAUUAAAAAAGAGUGA